Molecule: messenger RNA, 2210 nt
Organism: Paramisgurnus dabryanus
Lineage: Eukaryota; Metazoa; Chordata; Actinopteri; Cypriniformes; Cobitidae
Gene: slc39a3
Product: solute carrier family 39 member 3
Biological process (GO): zinc ion transmembrane transport
Cellular component (GO): plasma membrane
Molecular function (GO): zinc ion transmembrane transporter activity
Source: RefSeq, a predicted model, not a curated record
GCCGAAAUGAAUCAGAUUCAGAGCAGUGAGUCACCGCUUCCCGAAAACAGGAAUUGAACUCGAGCCCAAUAAGUUACUGGAACAAACCUCAACGAAAAGCGUCGACUAAAGUCCGAAUGUAAAUAAAAAAUAUUUAUGUCAUGUAAAUACAGAUUUUUACUGAUAUUCGCCGUCAGUUGUGUGCAUUGAUGAUUUAGUCUCGUUGAGUUUUCUUUGAAAAGCUCUUUGAAGCAGUCUGUAUUAGACGAGUCCAGAGGACAACGAACUAAACUUAACUGUUCAUUGGUGUGAUGGAGACAUCAGUGUGAGUCUGAUGAUGGACUCAGAUCAGAUCUCCGCAGGUUUGGAUGGAGGUGUGCAGGUCUCUCGUGCUUUUGUACCUGAGCCCUAUAUCAGGCUGUCUGCUCUUACAGUGUUGUUCUGUGUGAGUCUAUUAUGUGGGUUCAGUCCGCUCUGGGUCAUGAGACGAGCACUGCGCUUCACCUCAGAUCCAGGUUCUCGUCGGCACAGAGUCUUGAGUCUGAUGUCCAGCUUUGCCUGUGGGGUUUUUCUGGCGUCUGCACUGUUGGAGAGGCUUCCCGGCUACCUGGACGACAUGACCCAGACAUUCAGUCAUUUUGGGGUAACGCUUCAUUUCCCCUUACCUGAGUUCAUUCUGGCCAUGGGGUUCCUGGUCGCCUUUGUGGUCGAACAAAUUUUGCUGGCUUUCAGAGACCAACCGUGCGAUCUGUCUUAUGAGAAGGAAGCUCUGCUCGACUCUGGUCUUCAGCGUUGGGAACCAGAUGCUCCUAAACAUCUCUACCAACCUCCAGGCAAGGUCUCCUGCAGGAGACGACCAUCAGGGAUGGACGGAUUCCGUUUUCCAGAGGAUGCGAGAUCACACACAGGUCUGCGAAUCUUUCUUCUGUUGUUCAGUCUGUGUCCGCACGCCGUCUUUAAGGGGCUGACCGUAGCAGAGCAGCUGGGCAGGGAGCCUCAUCUGGAGAUCCUCUUGGCUUUGGCUCUCCACGAGGGAAUCGUUGCCGUCAGCCUAGGUUUCCAACUGACUCGUUACGAUCUCCGUCGUACAGUGGUGACCGCCUGUCUGUUUCUCUUCUCCGUCAUGUGUCCAGCUGGGAUCGGGCUUACCGUCGUCCUGACUGAGAUGAAGCCGAGUCCUAAGCUCCAGCUCGUCCGCUAUGCAGUAGAGGGUCUGACGUUGGGGAUCUUCAUCAAUAUCACAGUCAUGGGAUUGGUUUGGCAGGAUCUGGGUUCUCCAAAGCAUCGUAUCCAUAAAGUAGCAUUUCUCCUUACAGGCUUUGCAGUCAUUACCGGUGUUUUGUUCUUGAAAACAUAAGGCUUAUUUGUUAUAGUAGCUGGGGCUUAAAGACCAACACUAACCAACUGAACCGUGAGGUUGUUCCUGUAUUGUGCUUUGAAUAGCUAUUUCUAUUAAUGAAUGACAGUCAUUUAUUCAGCGCGUUCCCCUCUUUGUCGAUUUGACUCUGGCAGUAGGGGGACAUCACUGUACAAUCUAAAAUCCCACAUAUGGGACGUACUCUCUGGGUAUGGAAACACAGUCCUCAAACGGUUAACGCAUCAUUAGAAGAUUGGUAUCGGAUGAUCAUCGCAUUAAAUUACUCAAUCGGUUAAAUUUGUCGAUCUCAUGAACCGAUCUUUCUAUUUACUUUUAUCAUCAUAGAGCUCCUGAAUGUAGCCGUAAUUUGAGACAGGCAGCGUGAGCAUUUUUUCAACCUGUUGCUCGUGUGCACAUUUGGAUUUCUCUCUCUGCCUUUAAAGAGAACUGUAUAUUUUCUAGGAGGGCGCUGCAGUCCUUACCGCGCGACACCUCUUCACAUACCAAUCAAAUAGCGGACAUUACAUCUUCAUGCCUAAAGUUUAUUAUUUGCAUGUGUUUUGACAGUUUAAACUUUCAAUUUACCUUAUAGCUGCUCUUGUCUGUGGUGCGUACACUCAAUGCACAGGCACAGCCUGUCAUUCAUCACGAGUACAAAGCAAGGAUCUUUCUAAUGUCUUAAAGAUACAGUAACCUAAUUCAUUUAUUAAUAAUAUUAAAGAGAAAAUCAUUAUCUGCUUUUGACUGAAGAACUGUUUUACUUUAUAAUAAUGCAUGUAUAUUUAAUUCAUACCCUGAAGACUGUGCAGUGUUUUAUUUUUUUAAACACAUAAGCCUUUUUAUAGGCAUAUUAAAUUGCUUUUUGUGGAAUAAA